Molecule: messenger RNA, 1234 nt
Organism: Ctenopharyngodon idella (grass carp)
Lineage: Eukaryota; Metazoa; Chordata; Actinopteri; Cypriniformes; Xenocyprididae
Product: GTPase IMAP family member 7-like
Exons: 3
Coding region: 61-897 (278 amino acids)
Molecular function (GO): GTP binding
Source: RefSeq, a predicted model, not a curated record
CGUGCUCGUUUUUUCGUGACUCACUUUUAUACUUUCGGUUUUGUUGCUGGUGAACAGAAAAUGGCGAAGAGUGCAGUUUUGAGAGAGAAGGAUGCUGCAGACCAAGAAGAGAUGCAAGGACUGAUACAGGAGAUUGCUAAAGAAAGUUUGCACUUAAAAUUGGAUCAGAGGAUUGUGCUGUUGGGUAAAACUGGAUCAGGAAAGAGUUCAACAGGAAACACCAUCAUCGGCAACUUUGAGUUUAAACAUGGUGUUUCCUCUAAGUCUGUUACUAGACACUGUCAAAGACACGUGACAACAGUGGAGGAUAAAACCAUCUCAGUGAUCGACACUCCAGGACUAUAUGACACAUCAUUGAGUGAAGAAGAGCUGAAGAAAGAGAUCGAGAAGUGCAUCUACAUGUCUGCUCCUGGCCCUCAUGUGUUUCUGCUGCUCAUCAGACUGGGUGUGAGAUUCACAGAAGAAGAGAAGAAAACAGUGAAAUGGAUUCAGGAAAACUUUGGAGAAGAAGCUUCUCAUCACACCAUCAUUCUGUUCACUCACGCUGAUUAUCUGAAGGGGAUUUCAUUAGAAGAAUACAUCAAUGAAAGUAAUGAUCUCAAGGCUCUUGUUGAUGAGUGCGGUGGCAGAUUUCACUCUUUCAACAAUGAAGACAUGAGUAAUCGCUCUCAGGUCACAAAACUGCUGCAGAAGAUUGAUAAAAUAGUGAGGAUCAAUGGAGGACAGCACUACACUAAUGAGAUAUUUAAAAAAGCCCAGAGAAAGAUUGAACAAGAGGCUUUAAAACAAAAACUGUGGGACUAUGGGCAAACAGCACUAACAGCAGUGGGAGGAGCAGCAGUAGCAGUAGCAGGAGUAGCAGCAGUAGUAGGAAUAGCAAUAGCAAAAGGAAAAUAAGGGCCGUAGUUAAUCUGAUUAAACAACAAAGGCCAGAUCGUCAUACACUCAUUUCUAAUUUAGUUAUCUAAAAGAUUUAAUGAGAAUUUUAAGAUUGCCAUGUUAAGUAUAUACUAUAUUGUAUGUAUAUUGAUUAUUUCAUCUGUUGAAUUGUGAUUGUAAAAACCUGGAACUAUAUCUCUCAUUUUCUUCCUAAACAUCCUAAACAAAAAUGCUAUUUUAUAGAGUCUAAUUUCUAAGAAACUCUCUACUAAGACAGCUCUCGACCUGUGGUAAGAAGAGAAGUUUCUUGUUUGUAUAACGUGGACUUAAUAAAUCCUUAUCUUGAGCAAAUUAA